Molecule: messenger RNA, 327 nt
Organism: Verticillium dahliae VdLs.17
Lineage: Eukaryota; Fungi; Ascomycota; Sordariomycetes; Glomerellales; Plectosphaerellaceae
Exons: 2
Coding region: 1-327 (108 amino acids)
Source: RefSeq, a predicted model, not a curated record
AUGAGACUCAGCAAAACUGAUUGGGAUGAAUGUGAUGACCUCGCGUCUGACUUUCCGGAGUAUAUCGGCACCUUCGUUAGCGAGGCGUACGGCUACUAUGGAUUGUACUACACCGAUAUUAAGGAAGAGAAGGAUUAUUACGAUCUCUGGAAGCAGCUCCUGCCCAUAAUUUCUGAUGCACCAGACGACUUGAGGCAGACCUUCGAGCCUAUUUGCCAAGGUGCGCUGGAGGAGUUACGAAAGGAGUACAAAAACUUUCGGCGUCUUUGUACUUUCUUGAAACGAAUGAUCCGGGCUAUCCGCAACUACAUCAUGGAGCGGCAGUGA